AUGGCCGAGCCCCCCACAGCGGAAGAAUGGGAGGAUCAGCGAAAUACGAUCAUUGGUCUUUACAUUGGCGGGUCGAUGUCUGUGCCGAGACUUCGGCGUUACAUGCGAUCUCAGUACAAUUUCGACGCCUCCCCGAAGAUGUACAGAAGUCGCUUUCGAAAAUGGGGUGUGAGAAAAUACACGUACCACAAUUGCUCGACAGCCGUCACGGAUGAGACGUCGGAACUUGCCAUCAAGCCAGCGGCCAGUCGGCAACCAGUAGCCAUCCCAGCAUUCUCCUCCCGCGUUCAAGGACAGACCAACGAGUCACCUAGUCCGUUUUGGCACUAUUUAGGUCCAUCUCUAAGAGGAGUGCAGAUUCGCCACCGUGUCCAUGGCAUGCCGCAGCCGCCAGACAUUUUCUAUGUCCCAGAAAAGUGCCUGAAGCUAUUACAGUCGUAUGUGAAAGGUUCUUCCGAGGGUAUGCAUUGGCCACGCGACGAUCACGGCAGCUUUCUGAACGAGGAUGUUGUCCCCAGCUGGUGCAGUCCCCUGAUGUCGGCGGCUUGGGUCCUGAAGGAGGGAAAAUUGGAAUCAGCGACGAUGCUCUUGGGCAAGUUCAUUGACCAGUCCCCUCGGCAGCUGGCGCGUCAGGAUCCAUUGAUCUUCGCAUUCGUCUACACAUCUGUCUUAUUUUUUGCUCCGAAUCAUCCCCGCAUCGCUGACUUCUUACUCCGAAAUCUACGUAUCGCAGCUCAGAGGCUUCCAGACGCGGAGGGUCACCCACUCCGCACCCUGAUCCUGCUACUAUGCCAGCUGGGACCUGCUGGUAUCGUCCAGAAUGCGAGUAGGAUAUUGCUCGCUUAUGUCGAGUUCAUCCAAGCGGAACUUGGCGCUGCUUGUCCUCUUGUACAGGAUAUGAUGUCCGACGCUAUAAUGCGACUAAUAGCGGGCCGUUUGAUCAGUGCUGAAACGGCGACGGAGCACAUUCGCCGGAUGAUGACAGCAGCCGAAGCGCAGGGUUGGCAUCGAUGCAGGUACUAUCUGCAACUCAAAAUGCACCAGUCCAUGGCGUACCUCAAUAUGGGCCAGCCCUGGUACGCUGAAGCGCGGCGUACGGCCGAAGAAGUUACCGAGGACCAGUAUGCUGAUUUCCGAGACAAUGGGCUCAACAUGGACUACCACAUGCUAAUGUGCAAGAUCAAUGAAGCCGAAGGGCGCUGGGAGGACGCCAAGCUUUCGGCUCUUCGGGCGGUGACAACAAGCAUGAGUCACUUUGGGAAAGACUCGGAUUGGGCGGCCAAUACCCUAAUUGUUUAUCGAAGAAUUCUCAGACGAAUGGGGGAAGACGAGCUUGCUGAAAAGGUCGCUGAAGACCGUGAUUUCGUCAUUGGGAGACUCUGUGAGAGGUGA
Diaporthe amygdali is the source of this 1392-nucleotide messenger RNA. RefSeq lists its product as uncharacterized. The transcript is spliced from 2 exons. The record is from RefSeq and is a predicted model, not a curated record. NCBI's taxonomy places the organism in Eukaryota, Fungi, Ascomycota, Sordariomycetes, Diaporthales, Diaporthaceae. The coding region runs from base 1 to 1392 and encodes 463 amino acids.